AUGACGAAGCGUGUGGUUGUGGCCUCCGGCUACUUCAACCCUUUGCACUACGGACACGUUUCCUACCUGGAGAAGGCCAGGGAUCUUGGAACGAGCCUGAUCGUGAUUGUCAACAACGAUGGUCAGGCACAGCGUCGAUCCAAGAAGCCACAAGGCGGAGACCUGACGCUCCCUGCACGCGAGCGGGUAAAGUUGGUUAGGUCCCUGCAGUGCGUGGACGCCGCCGUUGAAGCGGUGGACGAGGAUGACUCCGUAGCAGAAACCUUGCAACUGCUGCAUCCGGACAUUUUUGCAAACGGAGGCGGACAGAUCCCGACGAAGCAAGAAGUCCAGGUUUGCCAAAGGCUGUGUAUUCAGAUGGUGGAUGGGUUGGGUAUCCAGCUCCUGUCGCUUGCACCGUUCACCCAGCACUACGAUUGGGGCAAACCACGAAACGAAAGCAUUAUAGCUGCACUUACCGGUCAGCAGAGUCCACAUCUGGCUGACGAGCCAGAUGCUCGAAAGCCAUUUGCCGAAAUGUGGAUGGGAGACCACCCAUCGGGACCGGCACGGGUGGUCAGUCCUGGAACCAGCCCUCGAAAUGCGGACAAAGUGGUCCACCGGAGCACUUCUUUGCAGGAGGUGUUUCACAAGACUCCUUCAGUCUUGGGGCCACAACUGCAAGAUACAAAGCAGCUGCCCUUUUUGCUGAAAGUCCUAUCCAUACAGAAAGCUCUAUCCAUACAGGCACAUCCUGACAAAGAGCUCGCAUCUCGUCUACAUCUGGAGAAGCCGCACAUCUACAAGGAUCCGAAUCACAAGCCAGAAAUUGCGAUAGCCUUGACGGAUGAUUUCCGGGCCCUGUGUGGUUUCCGAACAGUCUCUGAGAUUGUUCAAAUCUUGGAGUAUGUACCAGAAGCCAGCACCAUUAUCGGGAGGGACUGCCACGAGAGUCUGAAAGCUGCCAUCGGCGACAAAGCGGCAGAGUCUACGGCUCUCCAGAAUGCGUACACACGGCUGAUGCAUGCAUCUGAGAAGGAGAUUACAGAUCAGCUAGAGCUGCUGCAAGCUCGAGCCAAGCCGCCGGCAGAUGCACCUCCGAACAUUCAGGAUCUCUUCGAGCUCAUAAGUACCUUGCAGACGCAGUACGAGAACGAUGUAGGCAUAUUCGCCGCCAUGUUCAUGAACUAUGCCCGUCUCAAAGUAGGCGAAUGCUUGUACAUGGCACAGAAUGUCCCGCAUGCAUACAUCUCGGGAGACAUUGUUGAGUGCAUGGCUUGCUCGGACAACGUCGUCCGCGGUGGAUUGACGCCGAAGUUCAAGGAUCUGGAGGUCCUGUGCAGCAUGUUGCGCUACGAAGGUGGAGCUCCAGCGACAGUGAAACCUACAGAGCUGGAGGCCGGUAUCCGACUCUAUGCUGAUCCUGACAUCGAGGAGUUCCAAGUGAUACACCUACACUUGGAAGUCGGAGGUCGACAACAUCGACUGUUCAGUAGCGAGGGGCCUGCUAUGGCGUUGAACCUCAAAGGUCACGGCACCGUAACGAUUUCUGGUGAGACACGGGACAUCGGUCCUGGCAAGGUCUUCAUGUUGGCAGCAGGAGUGGAGCCCGAAAUUCACGCGAAGACUGAGAUGGUACUUCCAGGCUCCGCACUUCUCCCCGAUGCACAAGUAAAGCAAGGGGAAGAUGAACGCGGUCUGCAGAUCCUGAGUAUGCUGGCAUGGGUCGGGUCUGGUGGAAACCCAGACUACGGAACUGGCUUGACUGAAAGCUUUUGGGUUUCCUACAUACUGCUCGUGGACAUUGGCACGCAGACAGGCUUUGCAGCUGGAGAACGCGGCGUGGUCAGAGGAGUUGCAGUGGUCAUUUCCAUAGCUGGCUUCGUGUAUUGCCUGACUUUUCUGGGCAUGGUGGUGGAGCUCAUCCGAUCUCUCCUCCUUUUCUGGAAAGACAAAUACAGCAAGAUCGAUGCCCAAGGCCAUUGGUUAAUCCUCGGCUGGGGGGAUAAGACCCUGUUCCUGUUGGAGGAGCUGUUAGAGGCCGUGAGCAGCAAGGAAGAGGCAAAUGCCAGAUGCUGGUGGCCGCAUCGGCAACGAAUCGUCAUACUCGCUGAGAAAGGUGUGCGGGAAAUGCAGCGUGAAGUCCAGAUGCAUUUUCGGACCAAAGACCUCCAAGGUGCAUACCGGAAGCUGCGGUGCAUCUCCUACCGAGAGGGCUGCAGUGCCCACCGGGUCGAGCUGAUGAAGGUGGACGCCCCGCUGGCUGAGCACAUCCUGAUCAUGUGUACGAAUGAGACGGACAUCAGCUCGGACCAUGAAGCGAUCCGCACACUUCUGGCUUUGGGUGCGCCUGAGACAGAGACGAAGGCGGAUGUGUGGACAGAGAUGCACAAUCGUGAGAACGCCCGCAUUGUGCACACAAUCCUUCCAUCUGCACAAGGCAUCGUAGCCAGGCAUGCAGUGAAUCGCAUGAUCACUCUCCGAGCCCUGGUGCCAUCUGUGGGCUAUGCCUGGCUGAAGAUGUCCACAACCAGAUCGGGCACUCAGCUCUUCCUCGUGCCCGUGCCAGAAGCCCUUAUAGGCCUCCAGCUGCAGGAUGCCCACUGCUUCUUCCCAUACGCAGUGGUAUGUGGAGUGAAGCAGAGCGCUGACCACAAGAGCACACCUCUGAAAUUGGGGCAGCUUCCACAUAUUUUGGAAGAAGGCGACGAGCUGGUCAUGCUUGCUUCCAGCAAGUUCACUGCAAGAUGCUGCGACGCUCUUGAAGGUGGCAAGCGAAGUGAUUUCCGGCAGACGUAUGAGACGAAAAUCUCGCCAGAAGUCGAGCGAAACACGAACGAAAAAGUGCGGAAAAUGCACAACAGAGUUCUCAUGCCGGACGGCCAGAUCCGUCUUGGGCCAGCAGCAGAUGGUCCUCAAGUUGUGCUCGUUCUCGGCUGUCCAGAUGAUUUCUGUGACAUUCUGGACAUCAUUGACGGCUAUGUGAGCUCAUCUAGCCACAUCCACCUUCUCUCCACUCGACCUGUGCAGUGGCGACAGACGCAGCUGCGGCUAAACUUGGCCAGAUGGGGAAAGCUCUGCUUCGACAGGAUUACCGUCACACACCACGUGGGCAGUCGACGAGAUCCUGCUAUGCUGGAGAAGCUUCCUCUCGACAUCGCUGACUGCGCUUUGGUUCUUUCUGAGCGAGAAGAUUUCGGUGAGAAUGCCAUGGAUUCGGAUGCCAGGAACCUCACGAUUGCCAUCAACCUGAGAUAUGUCCUGGAUUGCAGGGCCGAUGCCAUCUCCCAGCAUCGGCUGAAAACUUACCGCAAGAAAUGCAAGAUCGUCACCGAGAUCCAGGACCCGAAGAGCCAGAUCGUUUUGGCAGAGAACAGCAGCGUUCGGAAGACAGGAUCUUUCGUGUUUACCUCUGCCACAGAGACCGGCGUCUUCGCUAUUGCGGUCUCCUGCAAAGCCGUGUACGACCUGUUUACGAAGCUGAUU
This is a messenger RNA of Symbiodinium sp. CCMP2592, 3465 nucleotides long. Lineage: Eukaryota; Dinophyceae; Suessiales; Symbiodiniaceae. The record is from the annotation of a GenBank genome assembly.